This is a messenger RNA of Episyrphus balteatus (marmalade hoverfly), 1062 nucleotides long. RefSeq names its product cuticle protein 7-like. The record is from RefSeq and is a predicted model, not a curated record. Gene Ontology annotation, cellular component: extracellular matrix. NCBI's taxonomy places the organism in Eukaryota, Metazoa, Arthropoda, Insecta, Diptera, Syrphidae. The transcript has 2 exons. The coding region runs from base 368 to 1024 and encodes 218 amino acids.
GGUGUCGGCUACGAUGCAACUUUUAAUGAAAGGCACACAAUGGAAUUUCAUUUCGAGGAUUUUUAACAAUUCAAUUGGAAUUCGCACAGAAAAUUUUUCUUGGCCAAGACUAAGCCAGCAUGACCUUGCACUUAAAAUGUUCUUUUUGCAAAAGAAAAUGAAAUUAAAAAAAAACCCACAUUGUCACAUUCCAAGUGUGUGACAAUUCAAAUUCGGGGUAGGAAUUGAUCCGAUUUGAAGUUACUAUCGAUAACUUGACUAUAAAAGCAUUGUGAUAGUCAAAUUGAAAUCAGUACGAACUCACUGUUCAAUCAACACUAUCAACCCACUAUCAACCAACAACAAAAAAAAAUUAAUCAAAUCUAAUAUGGCAUUCAAGUUUAUUGCUUUCUUCGCUUGCGUCGCUGUUGCUAGCGCCGGACUUCUUCCAGCUGUUGCUCCAGUUGCUGCUGUUGCUCAACCUCUUUUGGCCAGAGCUGAACCUUAUGAUCCUUACCCACAAUACAGCUACGGAUACGACGUACAAGAUUCGCUUUCUGGAGACAGCAAGAACCAAGUUGAGACCCGUGAAGGAGAUGUUGUCCGCGGUCAAUACUCGUUGAACGAUGCUGAUGGUUACAGACGUAUUGUGGAUUACUCUGCUGAUUCAGUCAAUGGAUUCAACGCUGUUGUCCGUCGUGAACCUCUCGGUGUUGCUGUUGCUGCUGCUCCAGCUUUGAUCAAGGCCGCCCCAGCACCACUCGCCUAUGCCGCCGCUCCAGCUUUGUUGAAAGCCGCCCCAGCACCACUCGCCUAUGCUGCCGCUCCAGCUUUGUUGAAGGCUGCUCCAGCACCAUUUGCUUACUCAGCUCCUUUGUUGAGGAGUGCUUCAGCUCCAUUAGCUUACUCUGCUGCUCCAGCUUUGUUGAGGGCUGCUCCAGCGCCACUAGCUUAUGCUGCCGCUCCAGCUCCAUUGGCUUAUGCUCAAGGGCCAGCGAUAGUGAAGACAAGCUUUGCAUCACCAAUCAUCUCGUAUGCAUACUAAAAACUGCGCCAAAUAUUAAGUCUGAAUGUUGUUGAUAA